AAGCUGGCUUCUUGCCUCUGAUAGCCAAUCAGGAAGCGCGUUGCUGAGACGUAGGAGUGGCUCGUGGACCUGUGGACGCCUCCGGGGCCCAGGGGUAUGAUUUUCCUGAGGACUGCUUCCCAGAAAUUUUGAUUCCCUGAAAUUAUGGAUUGCCCACCUGUGUUUUGAGAAAGCUUUAGCAUGUGGUUUUCUGGAGAUAGCACCAUAAGAACUGAAUGUCUUAUAGAGCUGCCUUUAGGGGUAGGAAGGACACUGAAGCAGAGAGACAUUGCUUGCCCAUUGUCACACAUCUUGGAAGUACCUGAGCUGGAAUCAUAACCCAGGCCACUGGCAUCCGAGUCUUCAUAGAACUAUGCUUCGAAGUAUUCUGGGGAAAACCUUUCGACUUCUUGGCUAUACUCUUCAGUAUGGCUGUAUAGCUCAUUGUGCCUUUGAAUACGUUGGUGGUGUUGUCAUGUGUUCUGGACCAUCGAUGGAACCUACAAUUCAGAAUUCUGACAUUGUCUUCGCAGAAAAUCUUAGCCGACAUUUUUAUGCUAUUCAAAGAGGUGACAUUAUAAUUGCCAAAAGUCCAAGUGACCCUAAAUCAAAUAUUUGUAAAAGAGUAAUUGGUUUGGAAGGAGAUAAAGUUUUCACGCACAGCCCGUCAGAUUACCUUAAAAGCCAUAGUUAUGUACCAAGAGGUCAUGUUUGGCUGGAGGGGGAUAAUCUCCAGAAUUCUACAGAUUCCAGGUACUAUGGACCUAUUCCAUACGGACUAAUCAGAGGACGUAUUUGCUUAAAGAUUUGGCCUCUGAAUGACUUUGGAUUUCUUCGUGACAGCCCCAAUGGCCACAGAUUUUCUGAUGAGUAGCCAGCAUUUAGCCAACCAAAUCACUUCAUUAUCAUAUCGUGUUCCUCAAGAAACAUUUUACUAAGUCACUGAAACCAUGUAUUUAUAAAUAAAAUAUUUGAUACGGAAUUUUAUUUUCAAAUAGGAGCUAAACAGAAGGGAGUUGAAUCUUUUACUGAUGUUUUACACACACAACACAUACUCUCCUCUCCCUUUCCCUCUUCCACCCCCACUGAAAGCAAAAAUUUGUAAUUUAAAAGAAGAAAAGAUUAAAGCCAUCCUGGUAUUUUGUGUGACCUAAAUAGCUGGAUAUUUGGAUCACUGACUCAGUUCUUUUACUUUUCAGUUGGACUUUAUGUGUUCUAUAGACCCAGCCAAAGAAAUUCUAUUCUUCCUUCUCAAUUAUGCUUUGGUUUGGCUACACUCACCAUGAGGGUGGUGACCAUUUAUUUUUAAUUACAGGUCAAAUCUGGCUACAACAGAAACUUCCCAUAAUAAAGAUUGCCAAGUCCCAGGUUUGGCCCACUUACUCAACAAAAAGAACAAAAGAAUUUCAGCAAUCCUUUGGGAUUCUUGAAAAUGAGCUCUGACCUGUGUUACACACAGAACACUAAAUAUAUAGAAAUAUAAAACUGUUUAAUGGUUACAGUGACAUCUAUGAAAUUCACAAUUAUAAAGUAAGAAAUAGGACAGGAAAAUAUUGGUUUCAAGAUACCAAUAACAUUGUAUUCCAAAUUCAGAAAUAGGAAUACUAUGUUUUUUAUAAUUAAAAAAAUACAAUCCCAUUUAAAAUAAUUUAUUGAAACCAUAAAUACCCAUUACCUAAAUUGCAUGAUGGGACUGGUUCUGAUUCCUGACUAAAGAAGACUAUUUCCUGACCCUAAAGAAGGAAGGGAAAAGCCAACCAGCAAGCCCUUUGUUUAACUAUAUAGAGUUAGGGUCUGAUUCUAUUAUUAUAGCUAACCCAAAUUGCUCAUGUUUCAGCAUGGAAGGGAUGGAUAUUAUUCAUAAAAUAAAUACCUCUUACUUAUAAAGUGA
Molecule: messenger RNA, 1870 nt
Organism: Dromiciops gliroides (monito del monte)
Lineage: Eukaryota; Metazoa; Chordata; Mammalia; Microbiotheria; Microbiotheriidae
Gene: IMMP1L
Product: inner mitochondrial membrane peptidase subunit 1
Exons: 9
Coding region: 353-853 (166 amino acids)
Cellular component (GO): membrane; mitochondrial inner membrane peptidase complex
Molecular function (GO): serine-type endopeptidase activity
Source: RefSeq, a predicted model, not a curated record